AAAUCGUCGUAUCAACAACGGAUACUAAAAUACGCAUGCGCCUAUCAAUUAUUGACGUGUAUCCGGUGUUGCUUAGUGCCUCGUAAACAAUAUGGAACGCUGUGUGUAGAAAUCCAUAACCAGUAACCUAAAACAUGCAAUAAAACCGUCAGGGGAUUUCGUUUUCUCUUAUCGUGGUUUAGAUCUAGAAACGACAUUUAGUGCUGUGCAGAUAUGGCUACUGGACAUAUUGUACCGGGGAGAUACCCCAUCAGUGACUUAAGGCGGGCCAAAUCUGCUCACCCUCUAGGACUAAAAGAUUUUGAUGCACCCAUGGACCAAGGGACGCUGGCUCAGAUCCGGCGACAGGCGAGGGACUUAUGGUCAAUGCCAGACAGGGAGAAGACAACCUAUAAUUUCUUUCACAAUGAGGACCAGCUUCAAGGACAUGCACCCCCGUUUUCCAGGCCUACAUCCCCGACAAGGAAGAAUAAACCUCAUCCACCACUAGUUUUCCUCUCAUGCCGCCUCCACAAUGUCCCUGGAUAUCACAACGCCGACACAACCAUCGGGAAGGACACGUACAGAGUCGAUGGGAGUGUCCCCGCCUAUGAACAAGACAGACGGGACUCCUUGAGAAGGAAGUACGCCCCCCGCCCUCACACAGCUGCCAUCAUGCCUUUCAAGAGCGUCGAUGAUGAAGUCGAACCAGAAGAUUCUGAAGGAUGGCAAAAACUGGCUGGUGAAACUGAUAAAAUAGAAUUCCUACGAACAGUAAACACUGAGCCAGGCAUAAGACGGCCACCAUCAAAUACUCGACCACCAGCACUCAGGGGAUACCUCAAGAAAGCAGGAUAUACAGAGGCCAAAGAAUGGAUACGCUACCAAGAACCAGAAAAUGCAGCAGCCCAUCGUCUUACGCCAACACAGAGUCUCGAUUUCGAUCUACCAAAACGACGACCAAUCUAUCAACCGGUGACAAGGCGAGGUGACUACCUAGUACACCCAUGCUGGCCGCCGACGCUCAAACAUCACCGGUUGCCUUGCCUAUGUUGAGGGGACCUCGAGACUGCGGGAAUGAGGAGUUGGGCAACAACUGAGGACGCUGUUAUGAUUGUUUGCUCUAUAGUCACCCAUUGUGUGAUAGGAGAUGAGGGUCAAUGAGAAAGACCUGCAUGGCCUGAUGUUAUACUCUGACUUUGGAUCAAGUUUAGAUGUAGGCAGUGGUCCUCACAGUACCACUCGUUUGUUGAAAGUGUAAUACUCAAAACUAUCUGGGUCGACCUUAACUACAUGCAUAUGGAUGGAAAACAAUCCCCUACCUGACUGGUAUUAACUCAACACUCGGACAGUUCCCUGUUCCCAUCUGAUUUGGUAACAUGUCUUUUGAAGGGGUCGAGACAGCAGUGGGAUACAUGAUAUAACAUGAGCAAUAUUGGACUGUAGACGGUCACCAAACUGGUCCCGUACAAUUUCGGUCGCCCUUUUGUCGGGGCGUUCUGUUGUUACGUGUCAUUGUGUACAUGUACCUCAUAUACCUAUGCAAAAUGCCUGGCCAAAGCUUUGUUGAGUCAGUUUCAAAUAUCCAGCCGGCCUCAUUGUGUAGGUAGGGCCUAGCGUGUUGAUACAAAGGCCUACACUCGCUGAACGAUUUUGAAAUAGCCACAUGAAGGUGAAAUGCACGCCUUGAUAAAAUGUUGCAUAUUUUAUUGGUAUGACCACUACUUGCCAAUUAGAUGCAGAUAGAUUGACUUCCAGAAUGCCAUAGAUGACUACAACAUUUCUUUACUUUGUCAGAUUUUAGUUGAAUCACUGAAGCUCAAGAUUUUGGAGUUUUACUUUAUUUAUAAGAUGUUGAAUUUCUGUGCUUGACUGGAGUUGUUUAUGAAGACUUGGACAUCACACUGUGACUUCAAGUCUCAGUUCAUUCAAGCUAAUUCUUGUAGCUAUCAAAUCUAAUAACAUAGUUUCAAACAACUACAGUCAAAUAUGCCUAACGCGGUUUGGGGAACAACAUUUUUGUUUGUUGUAUCCAGUUUGGUUAUAAACAAUCAAUAACAAUGGGUUGCAGUUAAUUAGGGAUAUACCAGAGUUAAUAUCGUAGGCUGAAAUAACAAAAUCCAUUGUAUUUGACUGUUCUGUAUGAACAUACAGAUUUGGGGCCUUUUUGUGAACUAUUAGUACAUGUAGGCCCUAAAUCAGUUCUGAUGUCCUCCCAACAUACCAUGGAAACACACAAUGGAAAUACGCACUAUGACGGUACAUUGGCAUUUCCUCAAGUAUACAUAUCUUUGUACAAUCAUCAUGUAAUCAUUUUAUUUUGUAUAUCUUGUAAAUAUAAAUGUAGCAAAUAAA
Messenger RNA from Lineus longissimus, 2334 nucleotides. RefSeq lists its product as uncharacterized. Bases 214 to 1035 code for a protein of 273 amino acids. NCBI's taxonomy places the organism in Eukaryota, Metazoa, Nemertea, Pilidiophora, Heteronemertea, Lineidae. The transcript has 5 exons. The record is from RefSeq and is a predicted model, not a curated record.